CGACGGCGGUACGAAAAAAAUGGUGUCCAGUCGUUGACAUACCAAGGUUAGAGGCUGACUAUCAUAUCGAAGAUGAGUGGAUGUAAGUACUGAAACAGACCCUGUUGGUGGCCGUCUGGUAGGCACAUGGAAGUGGCCAUGCCAGCAUGGCUGGCAACGCGUUUAUUGGGUGAAAAAUCGGCUCGGUGAAACCAUCCACGAGACGGCAAUUGCCAGUAUGCAACUGUCCCAGAGCCUCCAAUGAUGGCUCCACCGCAAUGUGCCAAUCUCCAAUGACCCGAACACAUCGUGGCAUUCGUCCCAGAUUACUAACCUUAGUUCGCCUUCUUGAUUUAAUCAAAUUUUUCUUGCCAAUUUUGCCAGAAGUGGAGCUUCCUGAUGAGAAAAUCAGCUUUGACGAGAGAAUCAUCUUCACCGUCGGUAGCGGAAUCAUUUUCCUCUUCGGACAACUUCCCUUGUUCGGGUUGGUCUCCGGUGCCGAAUACAAGGUGGUGGACCCAUUCUUCAGCGUGAGAUCCAUCUUCGCCAUGGAAAAGGCCUCCCUCCUCGAACUUGGGUUGUUGCCUCUCAUCACUGCCGGUUUCUUGUGGCAGUUGGCAGCCGGCUUGAAGUUGAUCAAAGUUAACUUCAACCUCAGACAAGACAGAGAAUUGUUCCAAUCGGGACAAAAGUUGACUGCCUUGUUCUUGUCUAUUGUUUACUCCGCAGGCCUCAUCUACUCUGGCUACUACGACAACGUCAUCCAAAAGUAUGACCCCUUGAACGGCGAUUCCGCCCCCUUGGGAACUUACGUGUUGCUCUUCCUCCAAAUCAACGCUUGGUCGUUCAUCUUGACCCUCUUGGUUGAUGUCUUUGACAAGGGUUAUGCCUUUGGAAGUGGUAUCUUGUGUUUCCUCACCUUGCAAACCGCUACCACCUUGGUCAGAGACUUGGUUGGUUUGGAAGUCACUCCAUUACUUAACUCCAACAGAGUGGAAAGCUACGGUGCUUUGAUCAACCUUGUUAGAAACUUCAGUAUCUUCAACUUGAGCCAAUUGAACUCCAGUAUUGUGAAUGCUUUCACCCGUUUGCAAUUACCAAACUUGAACCAGUUCUACAUCUCCUUGUUGACCAUUUUGGCCAUCAUCGGUUUGCAAAACUACAGAAUUGAGCUUCCAAUUAGAUCUACCAAGGUCAGAGGUAUGAACAACGUUUACCCAAUCAGAUUGUUGUACACUGGUGCUUUGCCAGUUUUAUUUGCUUACACCGUGAUUGUCAACUUCCAAAUUUUCGGUUUCUUCUUGGUCACCAUCUUGAACAAAUUUGGAAUCGCUCCAGUUUUGAUCGACUCUUUACUUGGUAAGUUCAAUGCUGAAAUCACAACCAACAACUUGGUCUUGAAGUCUGGUAUCUUGUACUACUUCUCGAACUCCACUUCCUUGUUGCAAUCUUUGUUAUCUCCAAUCAAGACUGUUGUCUACUCUGUCAGCGUGGUCUUAUUGAGUGUCUGGUUUGCCAACAAAUGGAGCUACAUUUCUGGCAGUUCUCCAAGAGAUAUUUCCAAGCAAUUUAAAGAACAAGGUAUUUCAAUUACUGGUAAGAGAGAUAUUUCAAUCACUAAGGAAUUAUCCAGAGUCAUUCCUGUCGCAGCUGUCAGUGGUGGAUUUGCCUUAGCUGUUCUUGCUGUCGGUGGUGAAUUCUUGGGUGGCUUAGGUAAGGGUAUUUCUACCAUUAUCGGUGUCUCCUCCGCUUUCGGAAUUUUGGAAGAAUUCAUGAUUGAAUAUCAACAAACUGGAGGUAACUCGCAAUUUUCUAGUGCUUUCGGAGGUCAAUAAUUGUAUCCGCAAGAUAAGAGUUGAUUUUCCAUACUUGGAUGUUGCCUUACGUAUCUAGUUUCACAUGACAUCAGCAACAAAUAGACUCUCAUGUUGAAUUGCAUGUUUCCACCACCAUUUUAUAUUUAAUGAGUAAAUUUAAUAAAAUCUCAAAACUUAAUUGAAAAA
This is a messenger RNA of Suhomyces tanzawaensis NRRL Y-17324, 1982 nucleotides long. RefSeq names its product Ssh1p (gene SSH1). Bases 258 to 1814 code for a protein of 518 amino acids. Lineage: Eukaryota; Fungi; Ascomycota; Pichiomycetes; Serinales; Debaryomycetaceae. Gene Ontology annotation, biological process: post-translational protein targeting to membrane, translocation; SRP-dependent cotranslational protein targeting to membrane, translocation. Gene Ontology annotation, molecular function: ribosome binding; signal sequence receptor activity; transmembrane protein transporter activity. The record is from RefSeq and is a predicted model, not a curated record. The transcript has a single exon. Gene Ontology annotation, cellular component: Sec61 translocon complex; membrane.